Penicillium atrosanguineum is the source of this 1692-nucleotide messenger RNA. RefSeq lists its product as uncharacterized. NCBI's taxonomy places the organism in Eukaryota, Fungi, Ascomycota, Eurotiomycetes, Eurotiales, Aspergillaceae. The transcript is spliced from 3 exons. The record is from RefSeq and is a predicted model, not a curated record. Bases 1 to 1692 code for a protein of 563 amino acids. Gene Ontology annotation, biological process: N-glycan processing. Gene Ontology annotation, cellular component: glucosidase II complex.
AUGAGACUCCCUCAGUCGCUGUUUCUGCUGGCUGCGGCCGGGUCCACGGCCCGGGCCAGCAGCGAUAAGACUCGUCCUCGGGGCGUUGCUCCUGAAUUUGCCAAGUUCUACCAGGACACGGAGACUUUUACUUGUAUCUCGAAUCCCGCUAUUAAGAUCCCCUUCUCGGCCGUUAAUGAUGACUUCUGCGAUUGCCCGGAUGGAAGUGACGAGCCUGGCACCGCUGCCUGCGCGCACCUCUCGCGCAAUUCCCCGCUGACCGUUGCGGAGCGUCCAGGAAACGAUGGAAUGGAUCUUGUUCUCGCGCUGCCUGGGUUCUACUGCAAGAACAAGGGCCAUAAGCCAUCAUACGUGCCUUUCCACCGUGUCAACGACGGAAUCUGUGAUUACGAGCAGUGCUGUGAUGGCAGUGACGAGUGGGCGCGCGUUGGCGGAACCAAGUGUGAGGACCGUUGCAAGGAGAUUGGCAAGCAGUGGCGGAAGAAGGAAGAGCAGCGUCAGAAAUCCAUGACUGCUGCCCUGAGGAAGAAGAAGAACCUUCUUGUGGAUGCCGGGCGGCAGCAGAAGGAGGUUGAAGACCACAUUAUUCGUCUGGAGGCGGAAAUUCAGGGCGCUGAGGCUAAGGUCCAGGGUCUCGAGUCUAGCCUUAAGACUGUCGAGGAGCAGGAGCGCAAGGUCGUUCGGACUAGUGGCAAGGGCAAGGUCAAUGCCCUCGCCGGAGUUGCUAAGAACCGGGUCAACGAGCUGCGCGAUGCGCUGGUGGCGGUCCGCCAGCAGAGAGACGAGACUCGCUCCCGAUUGAAGGAGCUUGAGGAGGUUCUCUCCAACUUCAAGGUUGAAUACAACCCAAACUUCAACGAUGAGGGUGUUAAGCGCGCUGUGCGCAGCUGGGAAGAUUACGCCGCUCGAGGACUGGGCGAAGAAUUCAACGGUGCUCGGGACCGUGAUCUGGAUGAGAUCGCCAAGGCCGAUGACGAGAACUCUGGUGUCGACUGGGAGCACUGGGAGAAGGAGGAAGAUGGAUGCGCUGAUUCCGACUUGAUCUACAAGGUCGCAGCUUACCUCCCGCCAUCCCUCGUCACCUUCCUUGAAGACAAGAUCCUCUCCGUCCGGUCUAUCCUUGAGAUUGGUGGGAUUCUGACCAAGUCCGAGGAAGACUCAACCUCCGAGUCCAAGGCCGUGACUGAGGCGCGUGAUGCUCUGAAAUCCGGCGAGAGCGAGUUGAAAGACUUGAAGAACAAGCUCCGUGAUCAGACAGCCGAUCUCGAAAAGGACUACGGCCACGGAGGCAUAUUCCGUGCCCUCAAGGGCCAGUGCAUUUCCCAAGAUGCAGGCGAGUACACCUACGAGCAUUGUUUCCUGGAAAGCACCAAGCAGAACCAGCGCAAGGGUGGUAGCUCCAUGUCGAUGGGCAAGUUCGUCCGAAUCGGAUCCACGACCGUCGAGGAAACCAAUGAGGCCGGCGAAGUUGUUACCGUCGAGAAGGUCGCCCUCGAGUAUGAGCGCGGUCAGAAUUGCUGGAACGGCCCUAACCGGUCGACUAAGGUUGUUCUGGAGUGCGGAGAAGAGAACGAGAUCUUGAAGACUGCUGAGGAUGAGAAAUGUGUUUAUUCCAUGCUUGUGACUACCCCGGCUGUUUGUGAUAGUGGCGAGGAUGACAACGUCGCACCCCGCUCGAAGGAUGAGCUGUGA